This is a messenger RNA of Penicillium salamii, 867 nucleotides long. Lineage: Eukaryota; Fungi; Ascomycota; Eurotiomycetes; Eurotiales; Aspergillaceae. The record is from the annotation of a GenBank genome assembly.
AUGUCUCAAAUACUGUUGACAACAUUCAGCAUAAUCGUGACCUUUUUAGUCCUUGCAUCCUUUAUUCCUCAAAUACGCCAUGCGUGGCUAAGAAAAGAGGGUGGAAGGGUUUCCCUGAACUAUCUACAAUUGAACCUGAUUUGCUCCACGGAAAACCUUUUCUUGGCUUUCUUUUUCACAGUAAAUGCUGACGAGGAUGUGCCUAUCUGGGCCCACGCUCCUCGAAUUGCCCUUGACUGGGUCAACCUAGCACAGUUCGUUGGAAUAUGGAUUCUUUUCAAUUUUCUGUUUGUUCUUGCAGUCUAUUACAGCUCUAUCAGCCGUGCCCACAAGGCCAAAAGGAUAGCGCUUUACGUCUUGUUUCUCAUCAUCUCCCUGGUCCCCUUGAUGAUCGAUGCAACAACAGACUUAUUUUGUCCUUCAGGGAAGGUUGACUGCUCCGUUACUAGCCGGGAUCCGAUCGAAUUUUUCAUGGCACUCCACGCAAAUAUUCUUCAGCCGGUGACCCACGCGCUCAUGGUUCUAUCCUUCUAUGAACAAGCUCGACAACGAACCCUUGAUCUGAGUGUUACAGGUCUCAAAUUACAAAGUUCCAUCUUCUUCGUCUCGGCCAUGUUGUGGACGUUCCGUUUACAUAUCCCGUGGGAGUUGAUCGGCACGGAGACACCGCUGACCCCUUUUUACAUCAAGUGUAUUAUUUGGUUGCAAUAUGUCAAGUUUUCAGCUGGCGCGGAUAUAAUAUUUGCAAUUGGACAAUGCACAUUGCUGCGGUUGAUAUUGCGGAAUUCGUGUUUCGAAGCUACUCACACAGCGACAGAGAGGCAGCGUCUGUUGGGACCCCAGCAGGAGAGCAUUGAGAAUGUCUAG